This is a messenger RNA of Thermothielavioides terrestris NRRL 8126, 1221 nucleotides long. RefSeq lists its product as uncharacterized. The transcript has 3 exons. The record is from RefSeq and is a predicted model, not a curated record. NCBI's taxonomy places the organism in Eukaryota, Fungi, Ascomycota, Sordariomycetes, Sordariales, Chaetomiaceae. The coding region runs from base 108 to 1013 and encodes 301 amino acids.
CGGCGUUCUGUGUGAUCUUGCCGCUGCUCCUCCCCUCUGCGCUGCAUGGUAUUGUCUGUCUGACCAAAGCCGCUCUUCAACCCAACCCCAAAGACGAGGCCGUGAAAAUGGCUUGCGUUCGGCCACUACUGCUUUUGGCCCUGGCAGCCGGCGCUAUGGGUACAUCCGACGACAUGGGCCCUGCCGCCAUUAUGUGGCCGCCCGACCGCGCCUGGUCCCAGCAGGCUGACAACACUCCUCCGUGCGGCUCCGUUGCCGGUGUCACGAACCGCACGGCCUUUCCGCUGAGCGGCGGUCGCAUUGCCUUUGUCGCCCAAGACAACUCCUUCAAUCCUGAAAUCAGCAUUUCGUUCAGCAACGAUCCCAAAACUCAAUCCGACUUCACCCCUCUAGAGACCUCCCCCGUCCCCGAGCUCUACCCAGGCCACACCUGCCUCUCGGUCCCGGACAUCACCACCAUCACCAGCCCUAGCGCCAACCAACCCCCUUCCGUCGGCACCAACGCCACCAUCCAGAUCAAGUACACGGCCGACUUCGACCGUCCGGAGAACCAGACCUUCUACGCCUGCGCCGACAUCACCUUCGUCGCCGCGUCCGCCUUCAACCCGGCCUCGGUGCCCUGCUUCAACGCGACCGAGCAGGUCGAGGUGCCCGCGCCGACGGCGACCGGCGUCAUCCCGACGGACCUGCCGGGCCACGGGGAAGGCGACGGCGGGACGCCGCCGCUGGUGGCGCCGAGCGCUGCCGUCUCGACCGGCAGUGGGGGUGGCGCGGCGGCCCCGCUGUCCAAGGGGGCGAUCGCGGGCGCGGUGGUCGGGUCCGUGCUCGGGUUCGCGCUGGUGGUCGGGCUGGCCCUGCUGUUGUACAGGGAGAGGGAGAGGCGGAAGAGGGUGGUGCGGCAGAGGGAUUCGGCGAGGGCGGUCAAGUGGGUUGGGGAGGAGGCGCGGAGCGUCGGGACGGCGUCGGCCGAGGGGGAGAGUAUCCGGCUGGGGAAUGUGGCGCCGCGGGAGUAAGAGAGGGUGGUUCAAGGGGGGAUGGCGCUUGAUUGUUCCUAUGGAAUGGACACGUAUGGAAAUGUUUAACGAUGUUCAAUUUCGUUCCUGGAGCUCCUGCUUGUCAAGAUUCAUCCCACAACUUGGGUCGCCCUGUUGGGAAACUUACGUUUAAUUUUGUCGUUGUUCUACUCCCUUUUUGAGCCUAUCUGACUCGACCAUUCCCCCC